This is a messenger RNA of Schistocerca serialis cubense, 3663 nucleotides long. Its product is annotated as protein turtle homolog A. The transcript is spliced from 6 exons. The record is from RefSeq and is a predicted model, not a curated record. The coding region runs from base 100 to 987 and encodes 295 amino acids. Lineage: Eukaryota; Metazoa; Arthropoda; Insecta; Orthoptera; Acrididae. Gene Ontology annotation, biological process: cell-cell adhesion. Gene Ontology annotation, molecular function: protein binding.
CAGUGACGAGAAAUAUGGAAGGUUGUGAAGAAUGACAGGAUCUAAGUAAACAUGUUGUUUUCUGUUAUUUUCGAAAUAUUUCUGUCGUAGAAUGGGAGGAUGGUUAUACGUAGGAUAAUUGAUAUAUUUCUUUUAACAGUUUUCGCUGAAGGAUUUUGCUAUGCCUCAGACAUUCCGGAAUUACAAGAACGUGCUGUAGAUCUUGGUGGGAACAUCACUCUUCCUUGUACAAAGUCUGAUGAAUCUUCGGCAGUGAAUGACAGCAUUGUUUCUUGGGUGAGAGAAGGAAGAGAAAAAAUUCGACGGAGAAGAAUUCAACGAGAUGGAGCUCUUGUUCUUACAGAUCUGGAAAGAGAAGAUGCUGGAAUUUAUUUAUGCACUGUUGACAGUAGGCCUGGUUUUCCGAUAGAAAACGAAGAUAUCAGGGCUAGAAUCAGAGUGGAAGUUAGAACUCCUCCGCCAGCACUAGUUAAUGUCACUGUUCGUCCCUCUACUGUAUUGGCGCUGUUGAUGUGGGAUGUAGCUGAAGAUGGAGGGUAUGAAAUCACACAUUUCACUAUUCGAUUCCGCCAGAAGUAUCCCUCUGAUGAUGGCCAACCUAACACCUGGCGCUCAACCCUUCCUGAACAUAUCAGUCCAACUGCUAGGCAAGUUGAUGUUUAUCAUUUGAAGCCAAAUACUACAUAUAUAUUUAGACUGUGGGCAAACAAUCAGCUUGGAAAAGGAGUGGUGACAGAAAUGGAAGCAACUACUUCACAUGAUACACAAGAGAUUGUUAUCAUGUUUGCUGCAGAGUUAGCCAGACAUCUGCUGGAGGGAGCUGAGAACUUUGACACCCGUGUAUGGGUUGCAGCUGUUGCUGUCGUCAUGGGAACACUGCUGAUGCUUGCUAUUGGCACUUGUUACCUGCUGUACAAGGAAUGUCACAUUCCAUCUACCAAUCGGCAACCACCUUCUAAACAAGAGAUAACUGAAAGUGCUCUCUGAUUCAACAGCUCGCAAGAUGAAUGUACACAUGUAGCCAAUAUUUUUCCAUUCCAAAGAAAUGUUAUAGUUAUAAUAUAUUUUGUUAUUGUAGUUGUGUAAUCAUUGUGUUUAUAGUUUCUUGCACUGUUGUAGUUUGAGGCUCGUGCUUCUGUAGACAGAUUUGAGCAUGUCCUGGUGUAAUUAGUGUAACUAAUAGCCUUAAACAUAUAAACAAUCAUGUUAAUUUACAUUCUCUCACUACUUUAUUCAACUUCAAUUGCAAAAUGCACAAUAUUUUGUGUGUUAUCUUGUUAGUUGUGAAAAGAUCACUGAAGAAAUGUACCUGUUUUGUCUACAUGGGGUGGUCUCUUGUUCUUCUUUCAUGCUUGUUCCUUUUUGAGAGUAGACAUAUUUAGUAAGUCUGAAUAUAAUAAGUGUUCUGCUAGUUUUGUUAUUGUAUAUUUGACUGAGAUUGUAAUGACAGCUAAUUUUUAAAGAAAGUGAAUUAUUUGGUAUUAUACUUUCAUAGUGUUUAUGUUGAAGUAUCACACCGUGUAAAUUGUUAUUUUUUGUCUUCUGUAUUCAGUGUGCUGCUCAAAAAUAUGCUGUGUUUAUUAUUAUGUUUCGUUCGCAUAUUGUGUUUUUCUGUUGUUUUUCCUGAAUGGCCUCCAUAUCAUAUACAUUGCCAGCUGUUAAGUGUUAUAUAGUGUAAAACUGAAUCCAAAGCCCCACAUAUUUUGUCAGUAAUGUGAUAAUGUUCUUUUCUAUUCAUUCAUACCAUCAUUAUUGCUGUUAAUGUUGUGCCAUCACAGAGUUCUCUCAAAAUUAAUGAAUUUUUGGCAGCUUAUAUUUUGCUAGUUUUCUGCUGUCGUGUGAUAUGUGACUGUAAAGUGACAUAUCAGACAUGAAGGAUCACUUACCAAAUUGGAUAUGACAAGAAGGCCAAUAGUAAGACGACAUUCCAGAUUUUGAAGCCAGGUAUUUCAGUUCCGGAAGUGGAAGAGGUGUGUCCCCUUUCAUUUACAAUUUCUUCCUUUGUGUUUUGACUACAUACACAUUGCUCUUCAUUCUUUCAGCCCUAUAACACAUAAGCAGGAUUAACUUAAUCAUUUUGUUGCUAUUUUUCUGUUAUCAUGGGCGGGGGGGUUGUGAUGUUUCGGUAAACAAUAUAUAAGUUUCAUUCUUUUGUUGAAGUUUUUCAGGCCGAAAAUUUCAUAAUCUAAUUGUAGCUGUUGCCUUUUGCUGAACCAUAUGUGUUUAUGGUCAGUUUGAGCAUCAAAUUGUAGUAUAUUGUUUGCUUCUAAAAGUUUCCCUGUUUUGUGGUUCACUUAUCUUUUAUACCACUCUCUUGAUUGCUGGUAUUUCGUGCAUAUUUUGAAACUUUCAUUUUUGCCUAACAGAGAGCUUUUUGUUCUGUUAAUCUCUGUUAUACUUAAAUGUUGUCUUAUGGCUAGGUCCCAUGUAUUUAAUAUAACCUUAUCACUGUAUGUGAUGUGAUCUAAGUUAAACUUUUUGUUUUUCAUUGUAUUACUUGUCCAGAAAUUCUGGAAUUUUGUUUGUUUUAUAUCUGCGUUAUCUUGUUCCAGCAAUAAUAGGCACAAAAAACUGUAUCUGUAUGUAUUAUUUUUGUUCACUUCAACUGUAUUUUAUUUUCUGAAACGUACAAUCAGCAGACAUUCUUAAAGUUAUGCUUAUUAGUAUUGCUUGUUCUUUCACUGUCUUGUGUGUGAUUUGUGGAAUAUUUAAACAUACAGCAUUCAGUAUUAAAAAAUAUCGUUGAGUGAGUUGAAUAGUUUAUACAUAGCAACAUUGUUUUUUGGUUCAUAAUUUUAAUCAACAUUUCGCUUUCACUAUCAGUAAGUAAAGUAAAUAGUUUGAUAGUAUUGAUACUAACUUACAUUGCUCAUUAUUCAAUUUCAUUCCUCAGCUGAGUGAGAGGCUACAUUGGUUUUUGAAUACCACAGUUUCCCAGGAAUUGAAUUUUCCUUUGUCUUUGUGUUUUGCUGAUCUGAAUGUGACUUUCAGAGUGGUGCUCUGAAUAUCGUUGCAUGUUCAUUUGUAUGAGCUUUAAAAGUAGAAUCUCACCUCUUUUGUCAGAUUUUUCCUUGCCUUAUAUCAUCAAGAUGUGACAAAUCAUCCUGUGUCAUCCCCUUUAAAGAUACAACUAUUGUUGCUUUGUUGUGAGAGCGUUGAUUCUGUGCAGAUUGAAGGUAAUUGAUGAAAAAGCAUGCAAAAAUACUUAGUUGGUAUUUAUCAGAGUUGUGUAGUAAAAUAGAUGUUCAGCUUUCACUGGCAUCUUCAGAACAUAUGUAAAUAUUGAUCUUGUACACAAAUCAUGCAAAACAGUAUUGUAUAUUCCGUCCCGAUGCACCGUUGCCUUUAGUGCUGACUUUCUUUGUUGAUAUAUGUUCAGGACAGAAACUAAUGCAGUCUUCCGUGACAGUGAUGUAAGGGUACAGUUAAAUAUUUACGCUAUUUAAAUAGUUCAUUAUAGAAAUACAUGAAAUGUGCUCCUAAAUGGUGCUGGAGUAAUUCCAGAAUAUAAAAUAAGCUUUAAAGAAUUGUCUGUUAUAGAGACUUUACUGUAGUAGCUGCAGUGUGUCACAGAUACUGUUGAACCUUUGAUUCAGUAACCAGAUUAUGAUCAUAUUGUGUAUUUCUUGUUUUCUUUAUUAAGCAAAUAUAUUAUUUUUUUCA